Molecule: messenger RNA, 1460 nt
Organism: Trichomycterus rosablanca
Lineage: Eukaryota; Metazoa; Chordata; Actinopteri; Siluriformes; Trichomycteridae
Gene: arpc1b
Product: actin related protein 2/3 complex, subunit 1B
Exons: 10
Coding region: 147-1256 (369 amino acids)
Biological process (GO): Arp2/3 complex-mediated actin nucleation
Cellular component (GO): Arp2/3 protein complex; actin cytoskeleton
Molecular function (GO): actin filament binding
Source: RefSeq, a predicted model, not a curated record
GGGUAAAUAGUUCAGUGCAUUGAGCGCUAAGCCAGAGUUUGUGUCGACUGCUCAGAGUCCACGAACUGAGGCUUGUAGUUCACGUCUGACUGUCCGCUACAUCUCAGGGAGAUCCCGGUUUAACCAUUUCCAAGAAGGUUCUAACCAUGGCUUACCACAGCUUUCUGCUGGAACCCAUCAGCUGCCACGCCUGGAACAAGGACCGAACCCAAAUUGCACUAUGUCCCAACAACCAUGAUGUUCAUAUCUAUAAAAAAGAGGGAAACAACUGGACCAAGAUUCAUGUGCUUAAGGAGCACAAUGGCCAAGUGACUGGUAUUGACUGGGCACCGGAGAGCAACCGCAUUGUGACCUGUGGCACUGACCGUAAUGCUUAUGUGUGGACCCUGAAGAAUGAUGUGUGGAAGCCCACUCUGGUCAUCCUCAGGAUCAAUCGUGCUGCCCGCUGUGUUAAAUGGUCACCCAAAGAAAACAAGUUUGCAGUGGGUAGCGGCUCCCGCCUGAUCUCUGUCUGCUACUUCGAACAGGAGAAUGACUGGUGGGUUUGUAAGCACAUUAAGAAGCCCAUCCGCUCUACUAUCCUAUGUCUGGACUGGCACCCAAACAAUGUUCUGCUGGCUGCUGGCUCAUGUGACUUCAAAUGCAGGAUUUUUUCAGCCUAUAUCAAAGAGGUGGAGGAAAAGCCUGCUCCUACUCCAUGGGGUUCCAAGAUGCCAUUUGGUGAGGUGAUGUUUGAGUCCUCUGGCACCGCAGGCUGGGUGCACGGGGUCUCUUUCUCCGAGAGUGGGAAUCGUGUGGCCUGGGCCAGCCAUGACAGCACUGUGGCGGUUGCUGAGGGAGGCAAGACUUCUGCCAUUGCUAGCCUGACAUCUGAAACCCUUCCUCUACUCUGUGUGACCUUCAUCACCGAGAACAGCCUGGUGGCGGCAGGACAUGACUGCUACCCUGUGCUGUUUGUCUACGAUGCUGGAAAAGGGGCACUGACUUUUGGAGGGAAGCUGGACAUUCCCAAGCAGAGUGCUCAGAAAGGUAUGACUGCCAGGGAGCGCUUUCAGAACCUGGACAAGAAAGCCACGUCAGAUACCAAAGAGGCUGUGCUGGAGUCACUUCACAAAAACAGCAUCAGCCAAAUCUCAGUGCUUGCGGGAGGGAAAAUGAAGUGCACAAAGUUCUGCACUACUGGAAUGGAUGGUGGAAUGGCCAUUUGGGAUGUGAAGACCCUUGAAUCUGCUUUGAAGGACCUGAAGAUUGUCUAAGUGGGGACUUGCUGGUGUUCCACAGUAAAAGUGGAUGAUGCUGGGCGCUUGCUGCAUUAUAUAAUCAAUCAUUUAAAAGUUUUUAUUAAAGUCCAGUUUUGGAAAAGUAAUCAUUUAUUUUUAAAAGAAAAAAUGAGUGUAUUAGACAGGUAUGAUUGAUUUGAUUUUUGUAUGCUGGUCAUAAAUUGCUUUUUAUUACUGUUG